Molecule: messenger RNA, 2184 nt
Organism: Ogataea angusta
Lineage: Eukaryota; Fungi; Ascomycota; Pichiomycetes; Pichiales; Pichiaceae
Exons: 1
Coding region: 1-2184 (727 amino acids)
Biological process (GO): intracellular signal transduction; protein phosphorylation
Cellular component (GO): cytoplasm
Molecular function (GO): protein serine/threonine kinase activity; ATP binding
Source: RefSeq, a predicted model, not a curated record
AUGCUAAAUCGCAGCGUCAUCGACGAGAGGGCGAUAUACACCAAGCGCGCCGAGGACUACGCGGAGCUGGUGCGCCGGUUCAGCGAGCCGGGGCUGCGCGAGGUGGGCAACUACCGGCUGGGCGACGAGAUCGGCUCCGGCGCCUUCGGCAAGGUGUACAUCGCGCACCACAAGCUGCUGAGGUCCAAGGUUGUUGUGAAGAAGGGCGACCGCGUGACGCCGUCGGGCUGCAACGACAACCUCAUGCGCGAGUACUACUACCUGAAGGAGUUUGGUGCGCACCCCAACGUCACCAAGCUGUACGAGCUGAUCUUGACCGAGACCAGUGCGUUCAUGGUGCUGGAGUUCUGUCCCGAGGGCGAUUUAUUCGAGUACCUGAGCCGGCACAGACGGCUUCCCCUGGACGAGAGCCUGCGGAUGUUUGUGCAGCUGGCGUCUGCGGUCCACUACAUGCACCGCAGCGGCUGUUGCCACCGGGACCUGAAGCUGGAAAACGUGCUGCUGGACAAAAACCACAACGUGAAGCUGUCGGACUUUGGGUUUGCGCGCGAGUUCCCGAUGGCGCAGCACGGCCCGCGCGGGCUGCUCAGCGACAUUUGCGGCACGAGCGCGUACAUGGCCCCGGAGCUGCUGAGAAAGACGCCGUACGUGGGCACGAAAACAGACAUCUGGGCGCUCGGCGUGAUUCUGUACACGCUUGUGGCGGGCGAGAUGCCGUGGGACGACUCGCUCGACGAGGACGCGCUUGUGGCGGCCGUGUGCGGGCGCGAGCCGACGUACAGCCCCGAGCUGUUUGGGCCGGAGCUGCUGCCGCUUGCGCGCGCGAUGCUGGCCAAGGACGCGGACCGACGCGCGUCGUCGCUCGAGGAGGUGCUGCGCGCGCCCGUGCUGCACGCGUACGGCGGGCCCGCGCAGCUCGAGCUCGUCAGCCGGCUGCUGUACCGGGCAACGCCCGCGCUCGAGCUCUCGCACAAGGACAAGUUCCUGCUCAAGGAGCUCACGAGCGUCGGCGUCGACAAGGACACGCUCAAACGCACCAUCUACCACGAGACGAUGGACCAGGUGUACGGGUUUUGGCAGCUGGCGCGCGAGAAGAACCGCAAGGGCCGCACGAAACGGAUCCGCCACCGUAGCAGGAGCAUGCUGCGCAUCUCGACGUCGAAGUCGUUUAUGGAGUCGCGGCUCAGCUCGACGCCCGAGCAGGCCGCGCAGCCGGCGCAGCAGUUGCCCGAACCGCAGCGCUCAGCGGCCCCGAGCGCCCAGUCGUCCGACCAGAGCAGUCUGCGCAAGGGCCAUGGGUUCUCGCUGAAGCGGCUGCUGGGCAGGAUGCGGCCCGCCAGGGAGCACGAGCUGCAGCCGUCGCCGCCGCCGCCGUCUGCACAGGCCACCGACACGGCGCGCCAGCAGCUGUCUGCGGUGUCUCCAACACAGCCGGUGUCGGCGAACGUGGUGGUGAUCGAGCCGCCCAAGUCGCCGCGGGUCAAGAACGUCGGCACGAGCGCCGACAACACGCCGCGCGCAAUGCGCCCGCAGUCGCUCGUGUCCUCGUACUCGAUGCAGACGACCGUCUCAGAAACGUCGAACGGCUCGGGCUACAACACGGGCUACUCCACAGACACGAACUUGAACGGCACGGGCACCACGCUCGGCAGCCACACGGCGCCGCUGGCGCACUCGUCCACGCCUGGCGGGCGCCCGCAGUACGCGCGCGGGCUGAGCGACUGGUCGCUGAACUCGAAGAACGUCGCGUCGCAGCCGACGUCGCCCACGUCGUCGUUCACGACGGUGUCGCGCUCCAACUCGCUCGAGUCGGCGUCGCGGUCGGUGCGCGGACGCUCGCGCAGACGCAAGAACUCGGGCAUCUUUGGCACGUCGGGCAACAGCAACGGGUUCCUGUCGAAGCGCGGCAAGUCGCCGCUGCAGUCGAAAAUAAACACCAAGUGGAGCUUUGGCGCGAUCCAGAAGUCCACCAAAGAGAACCGGUUUGGCAAGAGCUCCAAACAGCAGCAGAUUAUCGAGGAAGAGGCCGAGGACGAUGCGUCGGAGGACGAGCUACUGAACGAGACAGAGUACGCGGACGGCGAGCUGGAGGAGAUGGGGGACUCGGAGUUCGAGCAGGGCGAGGUGCAGGACGUUGCCGAGCAGCUCUCAAACUACAAGCUCGACCAGCCGGAAGAUAGAUAG